This is a messenger RNA of Lynx canadensis (Canada lynx), 3196 nucleotides long. RefSeq names its product synaptojanin 2 binding protein (gene SYNJ2BP). NCBI's taxonomy places the organism in Eukaryota, Metazoa, Chordata, Mammalia, Carnivora, Felidae. Gene Ontology annotation, molecular function: protein binding. Bases 132 to 569 code for a protein of 145 amino acids. The transcript is spliced from 4 exons. The record is from RefSeq and is a predicted model, not a curated record.
GACUUCCUCUUCCGGUCCGCGGGCCGCUGAAACCGAAAGUGUAGUGCUUGGAGCGCCGCGCGGAGAUUGGCUCACCUUCACCUGCGCGAGCCCCAGCCGAUUCAGUGGGGAACCCCGACGAGCAGUAAGACAUGAACGGAAGAGUGGAUUAUUUGGUCACCGAGGAGGAAAUCAAUCUUACCAGAGGACCCUCGGGGCUGGGCUUCAACAUCGUCGGUGGGACAGAUCAGCAGUAUGUCUCCAACGACAGUGGCAUCUACGUCAGCCGCAUCAAAGAGAAUGGGGCUGCGGCCCUGGAUGGGCGGCUCCAGGAGGGUGAUAAGAUCCUCUCGGUAAAUGGCCAAGACCUAAAGAACUUGCUGCACCAGGAUGCUGUAGACCUCUUUCGUAACGCAGGCUAUGCUGUGUCCCUAAGAGUACAGCACAGGUUACAGGUGCAGAAUGGGCCUAUAGGACAUCGAAGUGAAGGGGAGCCGAGUGGUAUCCCCAUAGCUCUGGUGCUGGUGCCAGUGUUUGCCCUCACCAUGGUAGCAGCAUGGGCCUUCAUGAGAUACCGGCAACGACUUUGAAAAGCUUGCUGUCUUCCAGUGCUCCCAAUAGAAGAUACAUUUCUCUCUUCCUCUCACCCUCCUCCCCUGCCAUUCUCCCAUAUCCUUCCCUCUCUGCGUAGCCAACACAUCAUUUUAAGAGACUGCUACCUAGCCAGGACCUCGCCACCCAAAUCUCCAAGUCCUUAUAUUCUAAUGGGAGAGUGAAGGCAUUGUUUGAAGACAAGACUUGGCUUGGAACAAAUGGGGAGUUAAUCUGUUUUGCUAGGACCACCAAUAGAAGUUCAGCUACAACCCAAAGAGGGAAAGGUCCAGUCUUCCCAUCAGCACGGGUGAUACCUGUUCCUUAGCUGGCAUGCCUCAAAGGCCAGCUGUGUGCUGCAAGAGAAGAGAGGAUUUUUCUCCUUAAUGAUCUUCCUUGGGAAGUUUUUGUGGCCUUUAUUUAAUUUCUAACUACAUACUUGGGUGCCUAUAUCAAACACAGGAUGGUGAGGAGAGCAUUUUUGCUUUUUCAAAAAAGCAAAUGCACACACACACACACACACAUCCAUAUAUGACAGUAUAAUAGUGAUGCCUCGUGGAGAAUUAAAGAAGUGGAAAGCGGCUCUGUGGUUUCAGGUUUCUGUUAUAAGGGAUGUUCUGAAUGGAAGAAUGCGAUGCGUAGCAGAAGUUGAGGGAGUGAGCCUUACAAAGAUGCCCAAAAAGAAAAAGAGAAGACCAAACCAACUAAUCAGAAAUCUUAGAACAAUAUUUCUUUUUACAAUAGCUGUGGUGGAGUGGAGGUAAAAUGCCAUAAUCCAGCUUCACAUAAGUCAGUCUGUUCCCCAACCUUUGAAAUGCAAAGAUAAAUCUGACUGGUCUCUGGGCUGCCCUAGAGACCUUUUUGGUACCUCACAGUCCUGUUAAAGGAUCAGCUGGCAUGAUUGUGGUCAGGGCUAUGGUGAUGGGGCCAAACCAAACCAGUGAGAAAACUCUAAAAGGCACAAGGACGGUGCCUCCAAGGUGGCACCUGAACCCUCUCAGGCCAUCUAACAGACUUUUGGUCUCUAGAAAUAGGCAAAUUCUGAGUGAUGGAGCUGCUCUCUGUCAGGACAGGCAUGAAGCAGCUCUGCUUACAACUCAGUUGAGAGGGUUCGGAUCACAGGUAGUUUUGAGAGGAUCUAAACACCGGCUGUGGCUUUGAAUGAACAAACUAUUUUGCAGGGAAGGGGAAGAAAAGAGUUUUAUCUUAGUGGAUAGGGAAGUUUGGUGGAUGUUUCAUGGGGAGACCUUGAGAGAAGGAGAUGGAUGAAUGGAUGCUCAGGAAUACCAAAGACAUUAAUGAGACAGGAACCAGUCCGUUCAUGUGCUACUGAAUGUUGGUUUUAAGGCCCUAACUAAGGAGAGCUGAACCAAGACAGAUUCUCUAGCUUAAAAAGAAAUCAUUUCCGCCCUCCAGAUAUACUGGCUAUCAGCUACAGGCCUUACAUGAUCCCGACAGCAAUAGUGUGAACACCUGCCCUGAGGCAACCAGCCGUGUCCGACUUUUAGCGUGGAUAAUCUAGUCAAUAUUUUACACUUGUUGGUUGGACACCAGCUUUGUUAAGACACUUUUACAAAGAAUGUCAAAUUUAUACUGCAGACAGCAAACGGGAACAGUUCUGAGACUCAAAACACUUGGGAAAGUUCCCUGGAGAAAGGGGACAAAUUGAGGACCCUUGAGGAGCUCACAGUCUAAUUAAGGCAAUUCAUAAAUAGAUGAGAAGUUAAAAGUAUAUCAUCAGGUUAAGUAACAGUUGAAAACAAUAAAGAAAAAGAAACUCAGAACAUGAUGUAGCAACAGAGAUGUGCAGGCAGCCAUCACAUUUUUUUUUUCAGGAAUUCCAAAAAAGAAAGCUGUCACAUAAUGACAUCAGGCCAGAGUGUAAAGGGAAGGCUUUUAAAAAUAAAAACCUUAGUAAGACCUUUCCUCUGGGCCAACCAUUGCUCUAAGGAGAAACUUGCUUUAAACAAUCGCAGUAGGACUUAGGCUCUUACACCUGAACUGUUCAGUACCUUUGAGACUCACUUAGACGACUGUACCUGUAGGGCCCACAGAGAGCACGGACGGUGUUCUAGUUCUCACCUCAACCAGUCCCGCUGUGGAGGCACCACGCUGGGUGCCCGCCCUGCGUUUGGAGGCUGGUGCAGAAGCUUCCGCAAAGGGCCUGCUUACCUCCCGGGACUCAUCUCAGGGUUUGGACAUCAACUCUUGAGAGGACCUUGAGACAUUCAAAAUAAAUAGGACACUUAUCCCCUUGUUGGUAGAAGUUUUGCUUUGUCUAAUAAUAGGGAUUCUUAUGCACUUUAAUAAUUUAGUUUUUUUCUGGAAUUAAACAGCAUUAAAAGAUCCAAGUUUUAGGCAUGAUUCAAGUUUUAGGCAAGUAUGCCAUUCAACUUUCCUGAUUCUCUAGAAAACUUUUAUUCUGGAUGAAGUAUUGAAGUCCAUUGUAGGUCAUUUAAAAAAUUCAUGAUCUAUAUAGAUCUUUCACUUUAUAGAUUGUGUCUAAUAUUCCUGCUACCUAAAUUACUAUGUACAAGUUUUAAAAAUUGAAUGAAAGUAUUUUAAGACAAUAUACUUAAAACACUUCUGUAUUUAUUAUCUUAUAUGAAUAAUUUUAAUAAGACAU